Sesamum indicum (sesame) is the source of this 1532-nucleotide messenger RNA. RefSeq names its product Uroporphyrinogen decarboxylase (gene HEME2). Gene Ontology annotation, molecular function: uroporphyrinogen decarboxylase activity. Gene Ontology annotation, biological process: porphyrin-containing compound biosynthetic process. The record is from RefSeq and is a predicted model, not a curated record. Lineage: Eukaryota; Viridiplantae; Streptophyta; Magnoliopsida; Lamiales; Pedaliaceae.
CAGAUUAGAUUUCCAGAUUUCCAGAUUUCCUUACUGCCCCCCCCCUUAUCUUCUUCUUCUUCUUCUAUCUUCAACUUCAUGUCUGUCUUUCACCCCCCUUCUUCACCGGAAAUUAGUUCUUGAGGUAGUUUUCAAGAUUCACAACCGGGCUUCCCCUUUUUGAUCUGUGGAGGGGUGUUUCAGCCGAGAAAUGGCUUGCAUUUAUAGCCCCUCAGUUACAUCAAUCUCUGCUAAAUUGAAUUUCACUUCUCUCCCAAAUCACAAGCCCAAAUUCUUUUGCUCUCUUGGAGGGGCUGUUGCGGAGCCUAAAACUAUAAAUGCUACGGAGCCUUUGUUACUUAAUGCCGCACGAGGGAAAGAAGUGGACAGACCCCCAGUUUGGCUCAUGAGACAAGCAGGGAGGUACAUGAAGAGUUACCAAACCCUCUGUGAGAAGCAUCCAUCGUUUCGGGAAAGAUCAGAAAAUGUAGAUCUUGUGGUGGAAAUCUCUCUUCAGCCGUGGGAGGUGUUUAAACCUGAUGGGGUCAUCUUAUUCUCUGAUAUUCUUACCCCUUUGACUGGUAUGAACAUACCUUUCGACAUUGUGAAAGGUAAGGGUCCUAUCAUAUUUGAUCCGAUUCGCACAGCUGCUGAUGUUGAGAAAGUGCAAGAAUUCACUCCUGACGAGUCGGUUCCAUAUGUUGGCGAAGCACUAACAAUCUUGCGAAAGGAGGUAAACAAUGAAGCUGCAGUGCUAGGUUUUGUUGGGGCUCCUUUCACCCUGGCAUCUUAUGUGGUUGAAGGAGGUUCGUCAAAGCACUUCUCAAAAAUAAAGAGACUGGCUUUCUCAGAGCCAAAGGUUCUUCAUGCACUACUUCAAAAGUUUGCAACCUCCAUGGCCAAAUACAUCCAGUACCAAGCUGACAAGGGAGCUCAAGCCGUUCAAAUUUUCGACUCGUGGGCCACAGAGCUCAGCCCCGUCGACUUCGAAGAGUUCAGUCUCCCUUACUUGAAACUAAUCGUGGACACCGUUAAACGAACCCAUCCAGAUCUCCCACUGAUACUCUAUGCAAGUGGUUCCGGUGGCUUAAUCGAGAGACUACCCAUGACUGGCGUCGACGUUGUUAGUUUGGACUGGACGGUCGACAUGGCCGAAGGCAGACGACGUCUUGGUCCUAACGUGGCCGUGCAAGGCAACGUGGAUCCCGGUGUUCUUUUUGGGUCGAAAGAGUUCAUCACGGACCGGAUAAAGGAUACUGUCAGAAAAGCUGGAAAAGGGAAGCACAUCUUGAAUCUUGGACAUGGGAUUGUUGUAGGUACUCCAGAAGAAAACGUUGCGCAUUUCUUUGAGGUUGCUAAAGGACUCAGAUACUAGGAAAAAGCAGAUUUUGAGGGGUUUAAGGAUAGUAGAUGUUAACCAGCCUUUCUGUUGUACUGAUUCAUUCAUUCUUCAGCCUACUGUUUUUCUUGUAUUGGAUGCAGCUUGAAGAUGAAAAGGUCUUUUCAGUAUAUUGUUGUCUACCUCUUCUUUAAAUGUAGCCAAUUGUUUUUUU